AUGUCAGAGUCGCGUCUUAGUGAAGCCCUAUCUAGCGGGAUCGUGGAGUCUUCCGACGGCCCUUCCGCGCAGCUCAUCUCCGAAGCACAGUCAAUAAAAUUGCCCAAGCGUUCUGACCUGGCGUCUAGCAGUCAAGAGUCUACCAGAGAGCGACGUCUGCGCAUCUCAAGCGUACAGCUUCCUCGAAUUGAAGCUGGACUAGCAGAAAAGAAUGCCAAGCUGAAGCUGCUCCGGGAUGCCGAGGCCAAACUACAAGCAGAAAUCAGUGCGGCCAUGGCGGAACAGAAGCGGCUCAACGAGGAGAUGAGUACACUCGACUUGGAAUCCAAAGAAUCUACACCUCUCCCCAGUGGCCAAGAUUCUGAGGUUCCAUCUGCUGAGCGAGAUGUCCAGCCGGGCGGGCAACCGUCGCCUACAACACCAUCGGGAGAUCAACAGGACGAGCCCAGCGUUGAAAUGUCUGGUGCACUCUCGCCAGACACACAUCGUGAUGACUUACCUGUGGAUGUUCCCAAAGUAGUUGCUGCCAGUGUCGAGCCCGAGGCCACCCAGGAACAGCCUGAGGACCAGUCAGAUUCACGCGAUACUCAUGUUGACAGUCACAGCGCCGAAGUGGCAACGUCAGUGCAGGGUGAACUCGUUUCUUUGCCAUCGGUUGAGGUCGAGACUGAAGAUGUUGAUGUCGCAAUGGACAUGGGAUCUAUUGAUGAAACGACCGAGCCCAUUGCUGCUUCAUCUGGUGUGGAUGAUGAUAUAACUCACAGCGUCGCCGACGAUCCCGAGAUGCUGAGGCCUCCCGAGACCACAGGUCGAGAUACUGCAGAUCAAGCUCAUAUUGACACUCCAUCCUUCAGUCCUGCCCCAGUGGACCCCACCAUAAGCAUUACAGAAGACACCCCUCAGCUUCAAGUGCCCGAGGCUCUUGAAACAUCCGGAACCAUGCCGACGCAGAUAUCCAGCGUGGACGUUCAAGCGAACGAUGCGGCGCUGGAGGAGCAUGCAGAAACCGCAGAUGCCCCCAGAGAAGAUGAUGAUGAGCACACAUCCGAAGUCCGAACAUCCUUUGUUCCGUACGAAAGCCCAUUGCAAUACUUCCAUGCCUACCGCUUCCACCCCAAUUACAGUAAAUCUGUGCCAGGAGGCUUGAAAUCAUUGACGUACAGCAACAGGAUUGACACAAAGAAGGAAGUAUGCCCUUACGAGCUCGACGGUCAAGCAUGUCCUAAAGGGGAUGACUGCGAGUUCCAGCACUUCCAGAAGAUGGCGGCGCCCGAUGACCAAAUCCUCCUGGAAUUGGGUCAGUCGGACGAGUACGCCGGCGACGACAAGACGCGCUUCAUGGCUGGUCUGCGACAACUGCUCACAGAGUUCCGUGCUGCCAAGGUUAAAGACUUUGCCAGCAUUGCUCAGGGCAUCGUCGACUACCGCCGUCGCUUUCUAAAUGACUCGUCCAAGGUCCUACGCCUCGAAGGCGUCCAUAUUUAA
Phaeoacremonium minimum UCRPA7 is the source of this 1485-nucleotide messenger RNA. RefSeq lists its product as hypothetical. NCBI's taxonomy places the organism in Eukaryota, Fungi, Ascomycota, Sordariomycetes, Togniniales, Togniniaceae. The transcript is spliced from 3 exons. Bases 1 to 1485 code for a protein of 494 amino acids. The record is from RefSeq and is a predicted model, not a curated record. Gene Ontology annotation, molecular function: metal ion binding. Gene Ontology annotation, cellular component: nucleus; exosome (RNase complex).